AUGACCCUCUUCACAGCCACUGCUCUCGCUCUUGCUGCCACUUCGCAGCUCGCUUCUGGUUACGCCAUCAAGAGUGACGGUGUUAACUGUCGCUCUGGACCUGGUACCAGCUACGGCGUCGUUCGCUCAUACAGCAGCAGCGACGACGUCACUCUCUCGUGCCAAACUUCUGGCGAGACUAUCAAGGGCGACUCCCUCUGGGACAAGACCCAGCACGGUUGCUAUGUCGCUGACUACUAUGUCAAGACUGGCAGCAGCGGCUACGUCACUACGAAGUGCGAUUCCGCUGGUGGCGGAUCCACCGGCGGCGGCGGCUCUACUGGUGGCGGCUCUUCGAACGGAUACUGCAAGAGCGUCAACGCUGCUGCACUCAACAUGAUCAAGGAGUUCGAAGGUUUCGUCAAGAGCCCGGCUCCCGAUCCCAUUGGUCUGCCUACCGAGGUCAAGUACGGCUUCCCGCUGACCCAGGCCACUGCUGAGGCUCUGCUCAAGGACGAUAUCCCCAAGUACACCUGCCUGGGCAACUACCUGAACGGCAAUGUCAAGCUCAAUGACUACCAGUGGGGUGCGCUGGUGUCGUGGGUGUUCAACGUUGGCUGCGGCGGAGCCAAGUCAUCGAACCUGGUCAAGCGUCUGAACGCUGGUGAGAACCCGAACACUGUCAUUGCCGGCGAGCUGCCCAAGUGGAACAAGGCUGGUGGCCGUGUUCUGUCUGGCCUGACGCGCCGCCGCAACGCCGAGGUCAAGCUUGCCCAAACUCCCACCAACGCUCAGGCCUACCCUAACUGCUCGUGAGCAAAAAAUAUC
Messenger RNA from Linderina pennispora, 807 nucleotides. Its product is annotated as glycoside hydrolase family 24 protein. The record is from RefSeq and is a predicted model, not a curated record. NCBI's taxonomy places the organism in Eukaryota, Fungi, Kickxellomycota, Kickxellomycetes, Kickxellales, Kickxellaceae. Gene Ontology annotation, biological process: cell wall macromolecule catabolic process; peptidoglycan catabolic process. The transcript is spliced from 3 exons. Bases 1 to 795 code for a protein of 264 amino acids. Gene Ontology annotation, molecular function: lysozyme activity.